UUUCUUCUUAUUGUAAAUCCUAAGGGAAAAAAUGAAGAGUGCUUUGACUUUAGAAACGAUCGCUAGAUGUUCAGUUACCAAAGCAAGAGUUAAUAAGUUGGUCUUGCCUCAUGGACUUGUAGACACGCCUGUAUUCAUGCCUGUUGGUACACAAGGUACUUUGAAAGGAUUCACGCCAAAGGCUUUGGAGAACAUGAACUGUCAAAUCAUGUUGAACAAUACAUACCACCUCGGUUUGAAGCCAGGACAAGAGAUCUUGGAUGAAGCAGGUGGAUCGCAUGAAUUUCAAAACUGGCAUGGUAAUUUAUUGACCGAUAGUGGUGGAUUUCAAAUGGUGUCGUUAUUAAAGUUAGCAGAGAUCACGGAGGAAGGUGUUCAGUUCCAAUCGCCUCAUGACGGCUCACUCAUGAUGUUGACUCCCGAACACAGCAUGUCUUUGCAAAACUCGAUCGGAUCCGACAUCAUGAUGCAGUUGGACGACGUGAUCUCUUCAUUAGUCACCGGUCCACGUGUAGAAGAAGCCAUGUGGCGAUCCAUCCGCUGGCUGGAUCGUUGCAUUGGAGCCCAUAAAAAACCAGAGACUCAAAAUCUAUUCGCUAUUAUUCAAGGUGGAUUAAAUCCGGAAUUAAGAAAAUUAUGUAUACAGGAAAUGGUUAAAAGAGAUACACCUGGUUACGCCGUUGGUGGUUUAUCUGGUGGUGAAGAGAAGGAUGAGUUCUGGAAAAUUGUCACUUUAUGUACAGAUUUAUUACCAAAAACGAAACCAGUAUAUUGUAUGGGUGUUGGAUAUGCUGAAGAUCUAGUCGUGUGUGUCGCAUUAGGUGUAGAUAUGUUUGAUUGUGUAUAUCCCACUAGAACUGCUCGUUUUGGUAACGCACUUACCAUGCAUGGUACUGUUUCUUUAAAAUCUGGUAAAUAUAGUACCGACUUUGGUCCUAUCGAAGAAGGUUGUGGAUGUGAUACAUGUCGUGACUAUACAAGAUCUUAUAUCCACCUUGUCUCCAGGGAUCCUGUUGGCAGUCGACUUGUAUCUGUCCAUAACGUAUAUUUCCAGUUAAGAUUGAUGAGAGAAAUGAGAGAAGCCAUCAAAAAAGAUCAAUUCCCUGCUUACGUACAACAAUUCUUUAAGGGCUACUUUAAAGAUGUUUCAAAGUACCCCGUUUGGACUGUGAACGCUCUUAAGAGUGUAGGCGUAGAUUUGGUUUAAAGAAAUAGACGCCAUAUUUUCUUUGUAUUAUAAAUAAAUUAGAAUGUAUAGAUCCCCUCCCC
Molecule: messenger RNA, 1269 nt
Organism: Mucor mucedo
Lineage: Eukaryota; Fungi; Mucoromycota; Mucoromycetes; Mucorales; Mucoraceae
Product: queuine tRNA-ribosyltransferase
Exons: 5
Coding region: 32-1207 (391 amino acids)
Cellular component (GO): cytosol
Molecular function (GO): tRNA-guanosine(34) queuine transglycosylase activity
Source: RefSeq, a predicted model, not a curated record